Messenger RNA from Trichobilharzia regenti, 204 nucleotides. Lineage: Eukaryota; Metazoa; Platyhelminthes; Trematoda; Strigeidida; Schistosomatidae. The record is from the annotation of a GenBank genome assembly.
AUGACUGUUCCAUCAUCAAAUGAUGACGAUUUGCAACUACAGUUCACUUUUGAAGGAGAAUAUAACAAACUCAAUGCUCAACUGGACGCUAUAUCAACAUGUUUAGAUAUACUAGAGGCGAAAAGUAAAAAACUCUGCGAUGAAGCUGAACACUUGGUACUUGAAUAUAAAGAGCAAAGAAAUGAAACUUCAUCGGCAUCUUAG